GAAAUCAGAAAUCGUCGACAAUUCUUAUAAAUGUAUACGGUGGAAGACAUGUCUGCGUCAAUCGACACCAAAAUUAUCGAAAAUGAAUCAAACAAUAUCAAAAAUGACGACAAUAAUAACAACAACAACAACAACAACAACUCGGAUAAAGAAGAAACAAACUCGACACUAACAACCACUGAAACCGAGGAUCGGGAAGAAAGCGAACAACAAGCGACAACAACGACUCUUUGCUGCGAUAUUUGCAACAUAAAAGUGACGAGUUCGAAAAUCCUGCAAAGACAUUUGGACGGUCGCAAACACAAAAUGAGGUCGGAACGCCGAGGCAAAAAUUAUUAUUGCGAAUUGUGCGACAUCACCGCCAAUUCCGAGACUCAAUUGAACAUCCAUCUGAGCAGCUCGAAACACAAAGCGAGAGUGAUCAAAAGGGAAUACGCGGAAUUCACCGACCUCUCUGCAAACUCGAAAGCAUUAUGGAUCUUGAUCUUUUGCGCGUUGUGCAUCUUUUUAAACUUGUUGCUUCUCUUCCGAUUAUACUUGUAGAUCUACAGACAUGUUUUUUUCUGUGUAGUUCUUAUCAUAUUUAUUUGUAAGUUAGUUAUUUAUUAAAUUGUAGAAAGAAAAAAUACCAGAAGCAUUUGUAACUGUCUGUCUCUUUUAAUCAUUAUUUUGUUUUACUGUAACUAUCUAUUUGAAAA
This is a messenger RNA of Aethina tumida (small hive beetle), 698 nucleotides long. Its product is annotated as zinc finger protein 385D-like. The record is from RefSeq and is a predicted model, not a curated record. Lineage: Eukaryota; Metazoa; Arthropoda; Insecta; Coleoptera; Nitidulidae. Bases 31 to 543 code for a protein of 170 amino acids. The transcript has 3 exons. Gene Ontology annotation, molecular function: zinc ion binding; nucleic acid binding.